Molecule: messenger RNA, 1610 nt
Organism: Humulus lupulus (European hop)
Lineage: Eukaryota; Viridiplantae; Streptophyta; Magnoliopsida; Rosales; Cannabaceae
Product: thaumatin-like protein 1
Exons: 3
Coding region: 314-1336 (340 amino acids)
Biological process (GO): defense response
Cellular component (GO): extracellular region
Source: RefSeq, a predicted model, not a curated record
ACAGUACUCUCUCAGUUAUUUAUAGUUGCAAAAAGAAAAAAGCAAAAAUAAAAGCACCUACUUUGACUGUGGAAGAGAGAGAGUGAGUGAGUGAGUGAGGAAAAUCAGCUUUAAUGGAGUAUUGAACCCCAGGUCUCCAGAAGUAGAACCCAUUUGUCAUUUCUCACAGUCCUCACUGUCUCCCUCCUGGGGUCGUAACCUUCACUAUCUUAACCCCAAAUGCACCUUCAUUAUCUUCUACCUCUCGCUAUCUAAACCCAUCAACUCAACACCAUCACCAGUACUGAGACUGAGACUGAGAAACCCCAUUUUCAUGGAUCCUUAUUCCAAGUUCUCCUUCUCUCUCAUUCUUAGCUUCGUCGUCCUACUUCUCACUUCCAGAGGUGUCUCUGCUGCCACCUUUAACUUCGUGAAUCGAUGUGACUACACUGUUUGGCCGGGUAUUCUAGCUAAUGCCGGAAGCCCAAGACUCGACAGCACAGGAUUUGAGCUCCCAAAGGACACCUCUCGAUCUUUCCUGGCUCCGACGGGUUGGUCGGGCCGUUUUUGGGGCCGGACGGGUUGUGCUUUUGACGAAUCAGGUUCAGGGUCUUGUCUCACUGGAGACUGUGGUUCUGGCCUGAUCGAGUGCAACGGCGCCGGAGCUGCUCCGCCAGCGACUCUCGCCGAGUUCACUCUAGGAACCGGCGGGCAGGACUUCUACGACGUUAGCCUCGUCGACGGUUAUAACUUGCCCAUGGUCGUUGAAGGAACGGGCGGGUCAGGUCUAUGCGCCUCUACGGGCUGCUCCACGGACUUGAACCAGCAAUGCCCGUCGGAGUUGAGGGUCGGAAACGGUGACGCGUGUAAGAGUGCGUGCGAGGCGUUCGGGAGCCCGGAAUACUGUUGCAGCGGCGCGUAUGGUUCACCCUCCACUUGCAGGCCGUCGGUUUACUCGGAGAUGUUCAAGUCUGCUUGUCCAAGAUCGUAUAGCUACGCGUAUGACGACGCUACUAGUACGUUUACGUGUACGGGAGCCGAUUAUACGGUGACGUUUUGUCCAUCUUCUCCAAGUCAGAAAUCCUCAAGAGAUACUACACCAGCAGCAGGGUCACAAUCCGGGGUAACAUAUUCGGAUCCAGGACAACAACAACAACAACCCGAGGUAACAUACCCGGAAUCUGGAACAGGGUCGGGUUCUGGAUCCGGAUCUGGAGGAACCAUUUUGGCAGAUGGGUCAUGGUUGGCUGGUUUGGCAAUGGGAGACUCACCAAGAACAGUCUCAUCACCCUCAACUCUACAUGCUGCAUUCAUAGCCCUUGGAGCUUUUUAUGCCAUCUUAUUCAGAAAGUUGUAACCUAGAUUCAUGAGUUUGGUUUUGGUUUUUGGUUUUUUUUAGUUUUCUCCAAUGUGAAAUUUCUCGCAGUUUGCAGUAGCAGUGUUAUUAGUAAUUUAGUAGAGUUUUGUAUUUUCUAGGAAAGCUGACAGAUUCAUCCAGAUUGUAAACCACUACUCCUUCAAGAUUCUCCCAAACUAUUCCUGUAACAUACACGUUUUUUUUUUUAAUUUCAAAAAAAGGGUCUUCAUUGCCUUUUGGUUUAUUGAGAAUAUUUAGGCCCUUUUCUUUCCCA